Diaporthe batatas is the source of this 2305-nucleotide messenger RNA. RefSeq lists its product as uncharacterized. The transcript is spliced from 2 exons. The coding region runs from base 1 to 2217 and encodes 738 amino acids. The record is from RefSeq and is a predicted model, not a curated record. Lineage: Eukaryota; Fungi; Ascomycota; Sordariomycetes; Diaporthales; Diaporthaceae.
AUGGUCCAGUGUGCUCACAUCACCUCAUGCACAUUCCAUGUUCAUAGUCUUGAAUCACAGUCCCCACUGCCAAGUCGAACCUCGGAUCAACGAGCAGAUGAUUAUCAAUUAAACAUGUACAAGCCCUUGGGUCAAAGGCAAAGAACCAUCCGCCUUCUGACUUUGCUGCCUGGAAGCGGGGAAAUAUGUUGCAGACUGACGGUGAGCUCACUGGAGGAUGCGAGGGGGAGAUACAAAGCACUUUCGUACAACUGGGACCCACCUGAAAAAGCCGCGCAGCAAAGGAUUUACUUCGAGAAGGUUGGGGCGGUCAGCGUGAUGCCAAAUCUUCAUGCGGCCUUGUGCAGACUGAGAGAUGCUACAGACGUCGUUGUCCUCUGGGUUGACCGGCUUUGCAUUGAUCAAAAGAACACAGAGGAGCGGACGCACCAGGUUGGUAUGAUGCGAGACAUCUAUACUAAUAGUAUUGAAGUCAUCGUUUGGCUUGGAGCAGAAGGGAAGACUGGGGUCAGCCGCCAGCCCAUCACCGAAUUUUGGGGUGAUGAACGAGACAAUCAGCAUAUCGCCAGCCACCUGGGCCGCAUGUAUAUACAAAAUCAGCGCGCAUCAGAAGACUCAUACACGGGCCUCAUGACGAACAUGUAUGGUGCAUUCUGCAUGAUCUCCUUGUUGGCCCAAGGCCUCGAGGCUUCUAAGAUCUGGUAUCUCAGGAGGCUGGAUUACGCGCCAGCGAUAAUUCAGGGACUGAAAGCCCUUUUGGGUAUGUCAUGGUGGACUAGAAUAUGGGUAGUCCAAGAAACUGUAGUGGCUUCACGUGCUAUUGUAUUUUGCGGAAAUAUCUCAAUGCCAUGGGAAGUUUUUUCCAGGGCAGCUUAUCAAAUAUCGAGGCACAGUGUCGAACUGCUUGGCCUUAUCCCUGCGAGAACUUAUGGCUCCACAUUGUCUUGCUUUUACCGACAGAUCAACGAGAUCGAUUACACAAGGGCAUCAUGGAACGCAGUCGAGCCCUCCGCCCUACUUCCGCUACUGAGAAAAUUUCGGAAUAGGGAUGCAACCGAUCCGCGAGAUAAGGUGUUCGCUCUCCUGGGACUAGUCAAAUAUUGGGGCGGGAGUGACCCACUUGAACCUGAUUAUAAUCAAAGACUGUCUCUUGUUUACUUGGAGACGACAAAGCAUCUUAUUCGGGGGUACAAAUCUCUUGCAGUCUUAUCAGGGACAAAGGCGAGUCCGCAAACCCUUUUCAAGGGCUUUCCGACUUGGUUGACAGAUUGGAACUACGUUCCUCCUACCGAUGAGGCGGAUAGAUUGGGCACUCAGCAUUUGUACCAGACUCUCGGAGAUGCUGUGGGUGGAGUCAGACUUCACGGCACGACACUAUUGGAGAUCAGAGGGGUUCGUGUUGAUCGUAUCUCCUCCACGUUCAGCAGUGAUCCCCCUGUGGAACUGGGCCAGGACGGGCAAAACAUCAACAACACCAAUACGAAUAAAGCGAAGACGUUGCACAACAUCUGUUCGGAGUGGUGGGAACGUGUAUCAAGGCCGGCCAGUGCCCUCUAUGAAUACGGAGCGUCCGAGAUAGCAGCCACGGUCUGGGAUGCUUUUUGGAGAACUUUAUGCGCCGACCUGAUAUACUUGCCCAGCGCAUUCACAGAAAAGAACAAGUUUAGAAGGACAAAGCCGGCAGAUUCUAUUUCAUUCGAAAAGUGGCGCACCGGUCAAGAUUUGGCAUCGGACCAUCGGAGAACGUCCAUCGUGCAUGGAAUGUUCAUCGACAGCGUGAGUGAAGAGGAUGUAGAGGCUCAACAUAAUUAUGAGACUUUUCAUCGUUCCAUUGAGUGCGCCACUCGUGGCAGGAGUUUCUUCCUCACUGAGAAGGGCGGGAUGGGACUGGGACCAGAGACUUGUCAAAAGGGGGACGAAGUGCACCUAGUGCUCGGCAGCCGGGUCCCGAUGAUCCUCCGAGCCUCUGAUAGAACGAGGAAGUGUGAGGGCAAGCGGGUCGAGAGGUUGGUGCUGUCUGCUGAAGAGGAGAAUGUUAUGAUAGCGGCAGGUCGGCCAGGUGCUGCUGAGACCUUGAAGGCGCGCGACAGGGCUAAGGAUUCACGUUGUUACGAAGAUCAUGCGGGAUGUUUCGCACUGGUUGGCGAAGCCUAUGUGCAUGGCAUUAUGGAUGGAAACUUACGAUCUGAGGAUGCACCUCGUAUAUUCCUAGUAUAGACGUUUCGCAUUGCGAAAAGAGGGGUCAAUUCAGAGGUAGUGAAGAUGCUGUAACUGAAUUUCGAAAGGAAAUUUAUACUCAGUCUAG